This is a messenger RNA of Chilo suppressalis (striped riceborer), 2606 nucleotides long. NCBI's taxonomy places the organism in Eukaryota, Metazoa, Arthropoda, Insecta, Lepidoptera, Crambidae. The record is from the annotation of a GenBank genome assembly.
AGAUUCAUCGUCUACGACUUUGUUGAAAAUGUCUACACCGUCAAAACGACCAUCUUCCCGAGCGUCUUCAGACGCGGCCACCCCCUCGCGAAGAACCCGCUCCUCUCAGUCUCAACAACUUGUUGUUCCAGAAACUCCUCAAAGAUCGACUGGCACACCAUCUAAAGAUGGCACGCCUGGAACCCCUAGAACUCCCCGGCGUACACCGCGGACUCCCAGGGAAGCACCUGGUACCUCACCUGCUCGACCAUUACCAUCCAGUCCACUUGGUACGGAUAUAGAUAUGAGUUCACCUCUUAACUAUGGCACACCUAGUUCCCUGAGUACUCCUCGGUCGUUGAUGCGUGGAGCCAUGACACCGGCGAGGCAAAGAGCUGACCUCAGAAGCCAUCAAUUGGCCCCCAACGUUCCCGCACCGACACCUACUAGACGAGGAGAGAAUGGUGCAGAGGAUGUGCCAUCCAGCGAGCCACAAUUGGUGGUGUGGGGCACGGACGUGGCCAUCGCCGAAUGCCGUGAGAAGUUCAUCAAGUUCAUACAGAGAUUCGUCGAACCGACCGCAGUUACCAACGACCCUUUGUACGAGCAGAAAUUGGAAGAGAUUCAUACAUUAGAAGAGCCGUUUUUAGAUGUUGAUUGUGAUCAUGUCAGAAUUUUCGAUCCUAAAUUACACAGGCAACUGGUUUGCUACCCUCAAGAAGUGGUGCCUGCAUUUGAUGCGGCAGUCAACGAAUUAUUCUUUGACAAAUAUCCAGCUGCAGUGUUAGAACAUCAAAUUCAAGUAAGGCCAUUCAAUGCUCCACAAAGGCACAUGCGCGAUUUGAAUCCUGAAGACAUCGACCAAUUGGUGAGCAUCUCCGGCAUGGUGAUUCGCACAUCGGGCAUAGUCCCAGAGAUGAGGGAAGCUUUCUUCAAGUGUACGGUUUGCGGUGCCGGCGCCGCAAGCGAGUUGGAACGAGGCAGAGUGGCCGAACCGGCACAUUGUUCCCAUUGCAAUACCGCCCAUUGCUUCCAACUGAUACAUAACCGAUCGCACUUCAGUGACAAACAACUCGUGAAGCUUCAGGAAUCUCCCGACGAUAUGCCAGCGGGUCGCACUCCAGCCACUGUAAGCGUGAUGGCUCACGGGGCUUUAGUAGAAGGAGUAGGCGCGGGAGAGAGAGUCAGUGUAACGGGAGUGUUCCGCGCUGCCCCGGCCACUGUACACCCUAGGAAAGCUACAUUGAAGGCAUUACAUAGGACCCAUAUCGAUGCCUUGCACUACAAGAAGGUGCAUAGCGAUAGACUGCUGGAGACUGAAGAGGGUAAAGAGCACCGCUUUCCCCCUGAACGCGUGGAGUUAUUCAAGGCCUUGUCUACUCAAUCUGAUUGCUACGAGCGUCUAGCGCGUGCCAUAGCACCCUCCAUAUAUGAAAACCUGGAUAUCAAGAAGGGGGUGUUACUACAACUGCUAGGGGGCACUAAGAAAAACUUUAAUGCUGCCGGCAGAACACAUUUCAGGUCUGAGAUAAACAUUCUCCUGUGUGGCGACCCUGGUACCAGUAAGUCCCAGCUUCUCCGCUGGGUGUACGAUCUUGUCCCGCGGGCCCAGUACACAUCGGGCCGUGGCUCGUCCGCAGUCGGCCUCACCGCGUACGUCACUAAAGACCCGGACACGAGGCAACUGGUGUUACAGACUGGUGCGUUGGUCCUUGCCGAUAACGGCAUAUGCUGCAUCGACGAGUUCGACAAAAUGAACGACUCCACUCGCAGCGUGUUACACGAGGUGAUGGAGCAACAGACCCUUUCGAUCGCCAAAGCUGGCAUCAUCUGCCAACUAAACGCGCGUACUUCGAUCCUGGCGGCCGCCAAUCCAGCCGAGUCUCAGUGGAACAAGAACAAGACCAUAGUAGAGAACGUACAGCUGCCUCAUACGCUUAUGUCCAGAUUCGAUCUAAUAUUCUUAGUGCUGGACCCUCAAGACGAAGUGUUUGACCGCCGCCUGGCGUCGCAUCUUGUCUCUUUAUACUACAAGGACCCCGUCGAUUCACAGGAGGAUCAGGAUCUUGUGGAUAUGGCCCUGAUGAGAGAUUACAUAGCGUUUGCCAAGGAGCAUGUGCAGCCGGUACUGAGCGAAGCGGCGCAGCAGAGACUGAUCGAUGCCUACGUAGAUAUGAGGCGAGUAGGCAGUGGAAGAGGCCAGAUAUCUGCUUACCCGCGUCAGUUAGAAUCUCUCAUACGGUUAGCGGAAGCUCACGCCAGGAUGAGACUCAGUCCUACAGUACAACUGAUUGAUGUGGAUGAAGCCGCCAGGUUGCACCGCGAAGCCCUAAAGCAAUCCGCUACGGAUCCAGCAUCGGGCCGCAUCGACGUAGGCAUCCUCACGACAGGCCUGGGGGCUGCGGCCCGCCGUCGCCGCGCCGACCUGGUGGCAGCCCUGCGUGACGUCACCGCUCCCCUCCCUAAACCACACACUAUAACCCACGCCAAGCUGCUGCAGGAGAUCAACGCUAAAUCACAGCUGACGGUGACAAGAGAGCAACUGGACGAAGCUCUACGCGACCUGCAAGAUGAAGGGAAGGUGGUUGUCGUGAGUCACACCCACGUACGAGUCUGUUGAUACCGCC